AUGCCUGGGGUCAAUUACAUCUCAAUUACAUCGACCCUUAUUCAGAUAGAGUCAGCCGGCAAAGGAUGCCAAUCCAAAUGGUCCAAAAGCUCCACUACGCCACCUACAGAAUUUAAAGAACCUAAAGUAGCACCCGCCCGGAGGGAGAUAUUGAGUGGAGAGAGCAACGGCCAAAAAGGGGAGACGGAGGCAUCACUGAUCUUUGGCGGAGGUAGCUAUCUAUCUUUCAUGAGGUUCCUAGUCGGCGGACCAAACCAGUCCCCACACGCCCGAUCACGAACACAGUUGUCUCAUAUCUAUCGAGAAGGGAAUGUCUCGGCCGAUACUGAUGAUCAAACCAGCCAGACUUCCCCUCGGACCCUUUCCUAUUUUAAUAAUAAGGCCUUCGUUCUCAAAUCCAACUCUAUUAUUCGCUUGGAGCUUAACUACUACAAAAAAAGGGAUAGGAAGACGCAUCAACUAUCGAAUCUUAUCUCUUUUUCGGGAGGGGAGGUCUACUGGAUCUAUCUCCAUAGCCACAAGACGAAAACGCAGGGUGGCCUUGGCGAAUAG
Striga asiatica is the source of this 552-nucleotide messenger RNA. The record is from the annotation of a GenBank genome assembly. Lineage: Eukaryota; Viridiplantae; Streptophyta; Magnoliopsida; Lamiales; Orobanchaceae.